Panonychus citri (citrus red mite) is the source of this 1969-nucleotide messenger RNA. Its product is annotated as apoptotic chromatin condensation inducer in the nucleus-like. The coding region runs from base 248 to 1789 and encodes 513 amino acids. The record is from RefSeq and is a predicted model, not a curated record. NCBI's taxonomy places the organism in Eukaryota, Metazoa, Arthropoda, Arachnida, Trombidiformes, Tetranychidae. Gene Ontology annotation, molecular function: RNA binding. The transcript has 3 exons.
UUUUCUAUUUUCAAGUAAUGAAAUUUUUCCUCACAUGUUAAUUAUCAUCUAAAGUAAAUUAAUUUAUUAAUUGUGAUGUUAUUUGACUUCUAGUUUUUGUUUUAAUUUGUUCAUCAUAGUGUAAGGAAUCGGUUGACAUCUCAAUUGUUGACAUUUAACUAGCGUAUUAUCGGUUAAUUAUUGGGUUUAAUUUGAAAGAUAAAGAGUAACCAAAAGGUAGCGGCUGCUAUACUUACCUUUCACAAGCAUGGCUACCGAGUCUACCACCUUAGAGGGAUCAGAGAAAACUGGAGAUACAUCACCUGUAACCACCGAUGUACCAACUUUAACAGCUACCAUAACCACCACCCCGACGCCAACAAUAACACCUACUACACAAGGAGCAACAGUAACUGGUGGUGGUGGUGGUGGCGGUGCACCACCUUCAGAGACAACAUCCAAUAUACUCUUUAUCCGUAAUUUGGUUCGACCUUUCACCUUGGUAAGGUUAAAGGAACUUUUAGAGAAAACUGGUAAACUGGUUGAGGAUCAAUUUUGGAUUGAUAAGAUAAAGUCAAAGUGUUAUGCUACGUAUGAAAAGAUAGAGGAUGCAAUACAAACUCGUGAAACACUUCAUGGUAUUUCUUGGCCUGAUGCUAAUCCUAAAAAAUUGAUUAUUGAAUUUGCUACACCGGAAGAGUUAGAGUAUCAUCUCAAUUUGGAUAAAAACCCGCCAUCAUCUUCAUCUGUACCUUUACAACAACAACAACAACAACAAUCUUCAGCUCAACCUUUAUCAUCAUCAUCUUCACGCGCUCGAACUUAUUCAACUAAACAAGAUAAUUUAAAUGAAUUGAAAGAGAGCAGUAAAAAAGAGAUUAUUAAUGAGAAAUUCGAUGCUGUCAUUAGAAGAGGUAAGUUGGAGAAAUUAGAUCAAGGUUCAUCAAAAGAUUUGAAAGAGAGUAAUAAGCAAGAUCGGGCUGAUAAAUCAGAGAGAGAAAAGAGACCUAUUAGAGAAUGGGAUAAAGAGAAAUUUUCUCAUAAUGAUCAACCAGCAGAAGAGAUAAUCUCACCUAAUAAAAAGAAAAGAGCAAAUAGUGCCAGUCCAGAAGCUAAGGGAAGACGAAACAGAGACGCCCAACAACAUAGAGAAAAAAAUCGUAUUCAUAAAGAGUCCGAAGAGGGUGAUGGUAACUUAGCACAUAAGGACGAUAAUGCCGGUGAACAUGAAUCACCGGCUAAACUUCUGGAUGAUCUCUACAAGAAAACCAAAGCAACGCCAUGUAUUUAUUGGUUACCACUAGAUGAGGAUCAAGCCAAAAAACGAGCCGAAUUAAGAGCUGAAAAUUUAAAGAAAAGAGAAGAGGAAAUGGCAGCUAGAGAAGCUACACGUAAAAGUCGAUUAGAGAAGCAACAAAGGCAAAGACGAAGGACUCCACCUCCGUACGAGCGCAGGCAGGAAAGAAGUCCAGUUGCAUACAAGGGAAGAGAACCUGCUUUCAAUCGUCGAGCUGGUCCUGGUCGGGGAUCUUAUUCAGGUAGAAGAAGUCAACCCUCUCGGCUUCGUGAUAGAAGGAGUCGAAGUCGUUCAUCGUCUGUAUCUAGAUCACGUUCACGUAGCCGAUCCUACUCAAGAUCCAGAACGCGAAGCUCAUCCAGAUCAAGAUCUCGUUCUGUUGCUCGUAAACGUAGUCGCUCACGAGUCUCUAGAAGUCCUAGAAGAAACGGAGCCAACUAUGUAAGAAGAAGCAGCAGAUCAAGAAGUCGAAGUCCUCCCCCUAAACGCAUGGUCUCUCCACGUCGAAGAUAAAUCUAUAAGAAAAACGAAAUUUCUGCUCCUUCUCUUCGCUUCAUCUCUUUUUUCGUCUCACUCUCUCCUCGAUGUCUCUUUCCGUCAAUUCAGUUCCCGCGUCUGCUUUAUUUCUUCUCUCUCUCUCUCUCUCUCUCUCUCUCUCUCUCUCUCUCUUACUCUCUCUCUCUAUUUCUCUCU